Messenger RNA from Syngnathus typhle (broad-nosed pipefish), 9220 nucleotides. It is a transcript of the gene atp2b3b, whose product is annotated as ATPase plasma membrane Ca2+ transporting 3b. Gene Ontology annotation, biological process: regulation of cytosolic calcium ion concentration; calcium ion transmembrane transport. Gene Ontology annotation, molecular function: ATP hydrolysis activity; PDZ domain binding; ATP binding. NCBI's taxonomy places the organism in Eukaryota, Metazoa, Chordata, Actinopteri, Syngnathiformes, Syngnathidae. The transcript has 26 exons. The coding region runs from base 1051 to 5034 and encodes 1327 amino acids. The record is from RefSeq and is a predicted model, not a curated record. Gene Ontology annotation, cellular component: intracellular membrane-bounded organelle; membrane.
UUUAAUCGCUACCACCAGCAACAACAGCCGCAUCACCAGCAUCACCAGCGGUAAGCACCAGCAAAUACUGCACCCCGUCCCUCCCCACCCCCUCCGCAAUAGAGGUAAACCCGGUGAAUCUCUCUCUUUCUCUCGCUCCCUCCCUCCAUCUCUCUCCCUCUCUGUCUCUCUCCCUCCGUCAGCUGCAGAACUCGACCGACUCACGGUCAGGUGACAGCGCGGAGUGGAAUAUUCAUCAGCACCGUGCUUGUCUCAUCCCCGCUCCUCCAUCGGACUGUAGGGCUGCAGCAGCCCACUCGCGGUCCUCCUCCUCUUCCACCGCCACCUCCGCCACUACAACCCAUCUUCCUCCCGCCCUCCUGUGCAUCCUCUCUCAUCCGGGCCGGGACAUUCUCCGCUCCACGCUCACGCAAGAUUAACUGGGGAUUGUGGCUCUGCGCCCAUUCGCCCGCUCGCCCGCCCACUGAUGCUGAUGUCCUUGAGCUCGGCCUGCACGGUCUCUGUGGAGCGGCAGUAGCGUCUACCUACCUCACAUCUGCACCCACUUCCUCUCUUUGAUUUAUCAUCUUACUUUGGCUCUUGGCCGCGCUUUCCACCCGUCAGUCACCACCUUUGCCCCCACCCGCAUAUGCGUCAGCCGACCCGCCCGUCCAUGGACUGGCUGUGAACCCGCAAGGAGGGAGACAGGAGAGACAAAGGCAAAGAAAGCUGGAUUUUUUUCAGAUACCGCCGCGCUUCUCAAGUGCUCCUGCACACUGUUCUUCACCCCCCUCACCCUCCUCCUCCAGUGAUGGAGAAGUGAAGGAACAGCGGAAGGCCAGGCUGAGACACUGAAGAGGAAAAACAACGCAAUCAGCGCCCCUUUAUUCAACAAAAGGCAAUUGAAGCGUAUGCAUUAGAGAGUUUUGAAUAAGAAAUCAAGGAAGGAGCGAGACGGCCUGUUGAACACAUGAACAAGCUGUCAGCAAUUGCACCAGCGGGUCACUGAGCUGAGGACAGACAAGGAAGGAGGUGGGGAAAGACGAACACAACACAAAUCAACCUCGUGUCAUGUCAACAACGGCAACAAUGGGCGAAAUGGCUAACAGCGCAGUGGAGUUUUACCCCAAAGCCACUCGGGGAGGAGGAGGAGGAGGAGGAGGAAGGGAAGACGUGAGCCGUGGAGGCGGAGACUUUGGGGUCACGUUGAAGGAGCUGAGAGAGCUGAUGGAGCUGAGAGGGGGCGAGGCCCUGCAGAAGAUCCAGGAUAGCUAUGGAGACACAGACGGGCUCUGCCAGAGACUAAAGUCCAACACUACUGAUGGUCUAAGCGGGGAUCCAGCCGACUUGGAGCGUCGUGGUCAGACCUUUGGCCAAAACUUUAUCCCCCCAAAGAAGCCCAAGACUUUCCUUGAGCUGGUGUGGGAGGCCCUGCAAGAUGUCACGCUCAUCAUUUUGGAGAUUGCUGCAAUCAUCUCCCUCGCCCUUUCUUUUUACCAGCCUCCCGGAGACGAUUCAGAGUCGUGCGGCAACGUGGCGGCGGGAGCGGAGGAUGAAGGCGAGGGGGAGGCCAAUUGGAUCGAGGGUGCGGCCAUUCUACUGUCUGUGGCGUGUGUCGUCCUGGUGACGGCCUUCAACGACUGGUCCAAAGAGAAGCAAUUCCGGGGUCUACAGAGUCGAAUCGAGCAGGAACAAAAGUUCACCGUGGUACGGAAAGGAAAUGUCAUCCAGAUUCCUGUGGCUGACAUGGUGGUGGGGGACAUGGCCCAGGUCAAAUAUGGGGACCUGCUGCCAGCCGAUGGUAUUUUAGUUCAAGGUAAUGAUCUGAAGAUAGACGAGAGCUCCCUCACAGGCGAGUCGGACCAUGUACGCAAGUCUGUGGACAAGGACCCCAUGUUGCUCUCAGGUACACAUGUGAUGGAAGGCUCAGGCCGCAUGCUGGUGACGGCCGUCGGUGUCAACUCGCAAACGGGCAUCAUCUUCACUCUGCUGGGGGCUGGUGAUGUGGAGGAAGAUGGGAAAGAAAAAAAAGGGAAACAACCCGACGGCGCAGUGGAGAACAACCAGAACAAAGCCAAGAAGCAGGAUGGGGGUGUCGCCAUGGAGAUGCAACCCCUAAAGAGCGCCGAGGGAGGAGAAGUAGAGGACAGAGAGAAGAAGAAGACCAACGUACCCAAAAAGGAGAAGAGCGUCUUGCAGGGCAAGCUUACCAAACUUGCCGUUCAAAUUGGAAAAGCAGGUUUGGUGAUGUCCGCAAUCACUGUCCUCAUUCUGGUGCUCUACUUUGUCAUCGACACCUUUGUUGUUGAAGGUCACACCUGGGUGACGGAGUGCACUCCGGUCUACAUCCAAUACUUUGUCAAGUUUUUCAUUAUCGGAGUCACUGUGUUGGUGGUGGCGGUCCCAGAAGGGUUACCUCUCGCUGUCACCAUCUCUCUGGCGUACUCUGUCAAGAAAAUGAUGAAGGACAACAACCUUGUACGCCAUUUGGACGCAUGUGAGACGAUGGGUAAUGCCACAGCUAUCUGCUCGGACAAGACAGGCACGCUCACCACCAAUCGAAUGACUGUGGUGCAGGCUUUUAUAGGGGACGUGCACCACCGCUUGAUCCCAGAUCCUGGACAGAUCAGCCCGCGGACAUUGGAGCUGUUAGUCCAUGCUAUUUCAGUCAACAGUGCCUACACCUCCAAGAUCUUACCACCGGAUAUGGAGGGAGGUCUGGCGAAGCAGGUGGGCAACAAGACGGAGUGCGGCCUGCUGGGAUUUGUAUUAGACCUACAACAAGACUAUACUCCCGUCAGAGAGCAGAUCCCAGAGGAGAGGCUCUACAAAGUGUAUACCUUUAACUCAGUGCGUAAAUCCAUGAGCACGGUGAUAAAGCUGCCAGAUGGUUCCUUUCGUCUCUACAGCAAAGGAGCUUCUGAGAUCAUGCUAAAAAAAUGUUCUUACGUCCUCGAAGCCAAUGGAGAACCUCGUAGUUUCCGCCCAAGGGACAGAGAUGAAAUGGUCAAACAGGUGAUCGAGCCGAUGGCAUGUGAGGGCCUGAGGACCAUCGGCAUCGCUUAUCGAGACUUGCCCGCCAAUCCAGAGCCCGAUUGGGAAAAUGAAGCAGAAAUAGUGACAGAGUUGACCUGUAUCACUGUGGUCGGCAUCGAGGAUCCAGUACGACCCGAGGUACCCGAGGCCAUCCGGAAGUGUCAGCGUGCGGGCAUCACUGUGCGGAUGGUGACUGGUGAUAACAUUAACACGGCCAGGGCCAUUGCUGCCAAGUGUGGAAUCAUCCACCCUGGGGAUGACUUUAUUUGUCUUGAGGGGAAAGACUUCAACCGACGAAUCAGGAACGAGAAGGGGGAGAUUGAACAAGAGCGAAUUGAUAAAAUCUGGCCCAAGUUGCGCGUGUUGGCUCGGUCUUCACCAACAGAUAAACAUACCCUCGUCAAAGGAAUUAUUGACAGUACCGUUCUAGAACAGAGGCAGGUGGUUGCUGUCACAGGCGAUGGAACCAAUGACGGACCAGCUUUGAAGAAGGCUGAUGUUGGCUUCGCUAUGGGCAUCGCCGGCACAGACGUGGCUAAAGAGGCAUCUGACAUCAUCUUGACUGACGAUAACUUCAGCAGCAUCGUGAAGGCGGUGAUGUGGGGACGAAACGUCUACGACAGCAUUUCCAAGUUCCUGCAGUUCCAGCUCACAGUGAACAUCGUGGCCGUCAUCGUCGCCUUCACUGGAGCUUGCAUCACUCAGGAUUCUCCUCUGAAGGCGGUGCAGAUGCUGUGGGUGAACCUCAUCAUGGACACUUUUGCCUCUUUGGCCCUGGCCACCGAGCCCCCUACAGAGGCCCUGUUGCUACGGAAACCUUAUGGUCGCAACAACCCGCUCAUUUCCCUCACCAUGAUGAAAAACAUCCUGGGUCAUGGAGUUUACCAGCUGGUUAUCAUCUUCACCCUGCUUUUCAUAGGCGAGCGCAUUUUCAACAUCGACAGCGGCCGCAACGCUCCGCUCCACUCACCCCCAUCCGAGCACUACACCAUCAUCUUCAACACUUUUGUCCUAAUGCAGCUGUUCAAUGAGAUCAACGCACGGAAGAUCCACGGCGAGAGAAACGUCUUUGACGGCAUAUUCUCCAACCCAAUCUUCUGCUCCAUUGUUCUGGGCACCUUUGCGGUACAAAUUGUGAUUGUGCAGUGGGGUGGGAAGCCAUUCAGCUGUGCUCCACUCAACAUAGAGCAGUGGCUCUGGUGUCUGUUUGUGGGAGUUGGAGAGCUGCUGUGGGGUCAGGUGAUCGCCACCGUCCCGUCGGAGCGGCUGCCGUGCCUGAAGGAAGCGGGUCUCGGUCUGGAGCCCGGGGAGGAGGAAGGGGAGGAGCUUGCAGAGGAUGAAGAGGAGAUUGACUGUGCUGAGAGAGAGCUGCGUCGUGGACAGAUCCUCUGGUUCCGAGGCCUCAACCGCAUACAGACUCAGAUGGAGGUAGUGAGCACGUUCAAGCGAAGCGGCUCGUUUCAGGGAGCAGUGAGAAGGCGCUCCUCCGUGCUAAGUCAGCUCCACGACAUGCGAGUGGUGAAAGCAUUCCGUAGUUCGCUGUACGAGGGCCGGGAGAAACCAGAAUCCCGCAACUCCAUCCACAACUUCAUGGCCCACCCAGAGUUCCUCAUCAAUGACCUCAUCCACAACAUCCCACUGAUUGAUGACACUGAUGUGGAUGACGAAUCCGAACUCAGCAGAUAUCAGCACGUGCACCCGGCCCUUCGCAAGCCGCCGCCCCCUCCCACCCAGCCCCAGCCCACGGCCCGCACCCGUCCCACCCGUCCAUACCGCCAGUAUAGCCUCCCAGUGACCCAGUGCAACCGAAAUAAUAACAACAGCGGCAGCAGCAGCAGCGGCACUUCAUCGAUCGCCCACGCCAACAAUCACAGCAUCAACACCAUCACCCCUAGCAACCAAACCAUUCAUCAUCAUCACCACCAUCAACACUGCAACGACCAUCAUAGCAGGGACCGGCUGGGGAACCCCCCAACCCCUUACCUCGCCCACCUCUACUGUGUGGAGACCACCUUAUAACUUGCGUGGGUCGGGGAGAAGGGGAACUGAGGUCAAAACGGGAGCAGAGGAGAGAGCUUGAGGACGCACACAUGACAUUUCCAUCCGGUCUCACCUGUGACACAGGAGGGAGGAGGACAACGGCUGCCGACUCCAUGUGAACAUUGACUCUAUCAAACGACCACUCCCUCCCCCUCAACCGCUCGCCGCUCACUCCGCCUUGACCUCCACUCACUCUUCAGCCUGCCCUCCAUCCGUUGACAGUGGCUUUGGAGGCAGAGGGGCGUCCUUCAAAGCGUCAGCAGACCCGGAUCAUGCGGCAGCGAGGGGGGCCAAUCCCUUCAUUCCCGCUGGUGUUAAUCGAGUGCGGUUGCCAUGACCCCACCUACUCGCCUGCCAUGACACUACAGCCACCGUGCUCAACAAUUUGUCAUCGAAAACGUCAAACAACUCAUUUUGCUCGUGAUUUAAUUGUUGAAGCUUUAACUUCCUCAUCCAUGCUCAUCUUGGAGUCAUUCAUUUUCAAACAUAAUAUGGUGCUCAUUCUUUUCCACGUUGCUUCAGUUCUUCUCUUGGUCCCCACAGCAUGAUAUUUUUCAUUGUCCUUCCGAUCACGUCUCUUGCUCUCUUUCAAUGUGUGUUGUCUUGUCUCUUCUGGGGAACAAAAAAAAAAAAAAAGGAUAUACAUUUCAAACAGGUACCCUUCAUUUAAACCUAACAGUAAAGGGGAAUUAUAUGAAUAUAUAUAUAGAGAGAUAUAUAUAUACAGUACAUAUGUAUAUAUUAUAUUAUUAUUUUUUAUUAAUAAUUGGGAUGCGACAAUACAGAAGUUGUCACCAGUCGCCAAUCCUUGAAUGCUGCCCCGUGUCCACAUGAUAUGUUGUCUGUGUGGGACGUACACACCCAAACAUACAGUACAGCACAGCGGCCCCAUGCAUACGAUGAACUGAUGUAUGGCUUCUGUCUCGAUACUGUAUCCUAGCUAAGUCGCUUCAUUUCCUCUUCCCUUGCUUUGCCCCACUUUGUUUUGGCUCACUAUCCCUAAUCUUUUUUUUUUUUGAAUGCUUGGAAAGCAUUAUCCCUUUAAAUUGCAUCAGGUCACAAUGCACAGACUUUGGGCCCUUUAAGACUGACACUCACCUCAAAGCUGCGUUUGCUCACAUGUCUGGGGUCAACACCAUCAUGAAUGGAUGGAUGGAUGGAUAGAUGGAUGGAUUGAUUGAUUGAUUGAUUCAUACUGCUAAUAAUUCAUUGUUGGUUUAGCCCCUAACCCUACUAUGUAAAACCAAUAAGCGCAUUGUUUGUCACAUAAUUGAUUUGAUCAACUUCCCAUCGUUAGGCAGCAAAGUUAAAUGAGCAGGUGCGCUGUCAAAAAAUUGUUUUUUCAAGUUGGGCAGUUGAACAAACUAUUUCAAGUUUUGCUGUUAGGGUUAGGUAGAGUUCACACCACUCAUUGUCCAUUGCUGUGUUGGAGCAAACAAUUUGCUUGCUAACUAACAUCGUUGCCAUAAAUGUCGAUUAUUUCUAUUUUAAAGUUGUUCUAACAGUUCUAGUCCCCCCAAAAUACAAAUUGUAUUUUUUACAGUGUGAUGGUUGCAUGAUAAGAUUAAUAUUUUCACGUGAUAACACGGCAGUAGGCGGAAACCUAAGGCGUUUUACCACUUGUUCAAUUUUUAAAUGUGUAAUUUAUAGUGUGACCUUCAACAGCUCCAAAAUCAAAUUAAGUGGAGGUUAGUGUUACAUUUGUCCCCAAACUAGACCAUAUCUGCCUCAAGUUUCUUUUUAAUUCUCCUUUUCCUUUCUUCAGAUUAUCUUAUUCCAAUGGGCUAUUUUAUUUUAAAGUUGUUCAAUUUAAUCCUCCCUUGACUUGUAAAACACGUCAUCAUCACCCGUGUUCUUCUGCUGCAAUCAUGCAUUUUUACUGCCUCAUAGUGAGGCGUUUGGGGUCCAUUGUGAACUCCGAAGUUACCAAAUAUGGUUGCUUGCCUGAUACAGGGAGGGAAGUGAACGGAUCCAAACGAUCUUGUACAGUCAAAUUGUUUAUAUGCUACAACAGCACUUCUUUGCUUUCGCAGAAAGAUGUGCUUUCUAAUCUGUCGGCUAGUUUAAAUGCACGCAUUAUGAAAUGAGUAAGCAAAAUUUAGUACAUCCUUGUGGCUCUGGGGUCAAUUGUAACACAAUAAAACACUAUGUAGUAUAUAUAUAUAUAUAUAAUGUAUAUAUAUAUAUAUAUAUAUAUAUAUGUGUAUAGUUACAUGUUAUUUGCUUUGCUCUUGGUUUGCCCUAUAAGCUCCUCAAUGUGAUCAUGGCAACAAUGUGAAAAACAAUCCUGUUUUCAAGCGUGUAACAGAGCCACACAAAUAUUUGACAUCAUACAUGAUGGUAAGACCAUGUGAGCCGGUGACAUUGCAUUCCACCACAUUCAUCUCCGUGACCUUCCGUGGAGCAUCAAGCACAUUCCAAUCAAGCGCGUCCCCCAAGUAUGCCGUGUUGUCCCACGUGCGGGUGAACUGCUGACUUCACGUUGCCUCGGAGUGCAACGCAAUACAAAUUAACUCCCUCCCUCCGGUCACCACCACCACCUUGUCCUCCGGCCUCCCCACACUGUUCUCCUGUUGACUUCCUGACUGGACCCACAAGCAGAAAAAGGCAAGGGCGGAUAAUAUGCAACUGACUGACAUGUCAUCACGUGUAACCCAGAUUCGAACUGCAGUGCAACAGGGAUGCUAACACAUGCAAAAACAGAGCGGGAAUAUGCGUGUCCUGCUAGUUCUGUUUCAGGAGGGGCGCAAGGCUCCUUGGAAAAACCCGUAACUGUACAGAACUCUUGUCUUCUUGAAUGCUCAUCAUCAUUAUGGUCGCCGCCCUCACCCGGGUGGUGGCAUUGUGUUACUCUGUCCGUUUUGAAGCAUGCAUUUUGGUAUCAUUAAUGUCACUCUUUAUGCGUAGGUUAAUCAUUUAGACGACUGUCACGACUGUGUGCUAUGAACUCUCCACGUUUGCUCUCUCAUGCGCACACGCACGCACACAUGCACACACAGACACACACACACACACACCUGUUCAAGGCUAACCUUGUCUAUUUCAUUGCCUCGUAGCACAGCUCUGUCGGUGCUUCUUAGAGUAAACAAACAAAAAAAAAAAGACACGCACACCAAACAUGCUGAGCAAAUCUACAGUGUUGUAAAUUAGACAAAUCAGUUCCGGCCAUUUCUGUCCAUCUGUCCAGCCAUGUUACAUUAUGAUGUUGUGAGAUAGAUUACCAGAAGGCAAAAGCAGAAUGUGAAAAAGAAUAUAUUUAUCCCAAAUUCGAAAUUGUACAACUGCAUCAAAACUGUACAGCUCACCCCUAAAGUGCACACACGCAACUUUCAUUUACAGGUACUAUGUUCCUGUUACUUUAUUUUAUGUUUUUUUUCUUUUCCUUUUCAGUCCGUUUGCUUUUUGUAAGGAGAUGAAAAACUAAACAGAAGCACUUGUACAUGACAUGAUUACUGAUUUUCUCCACCGGUGCUCCCACUGAUGGAAAACAUCCAAUGCACAUUCUCCUGAGCAUAUUCCGCGGGCUGUGUUUUCUGUCCAGUGAGCAGCCCCUGAAGCGUGCAGAGGUGCCGAGAUAAUUUCGAGUCUCUCGAGACCGUAGUGGGGACUCACUCUGCCGAUAAGCUGGAGACAAAAGUCACUUUAUUAUUAUGAUCGAAAGCACUGGACAAAAUGAGGCUGGACAACUGGAGGGUGGCACAGAGCUAGAGACUGCAGAAGUGCAAUACAUCCAUUGUGUGCAUUGUUGAGGCUGCUCUUUUAGAUCUGCCGCAGGUUUUUACGGCCCGAGGGGAGAAUUUAAGCUUUUACAUUAUUCAUUAUACAUACUGUUGUAAAUUUGGUGCGUGGAAUGGAUGGUCCUCCUUCUUGCACAAUGCAGAGCUGUUCUGUGGACAGAAAAUGCAGCCUGAAUUGUGCUGAGAAAAAAAAAGACCAAAAAAAAAACCCCAACACACACAAAGACUAUUGAAUAUAUUAAAGAGUUACCUGCCUGUUAUUUAAGCGAAUAAAUAUCUAUAUAUAUGAGGAAGAACACACCUGUAUACUGUAGACAAACUGUAUGGAAAUCUAAGAUAAUUUAUCGGGAAUUAAGUCCUACACCUUUUGUCUGUAUGAAAGAAAAAAAAUACAUCAAAGUAUUCUACAAUAAUAACUUUGACAAGUC